GGUUUUCUAAAAUUUAAUAGAAAAAAAACGAAUUGGUUGACCGGUUCGACCCGAUGGAACCCUAAUAGACUAUUAUAAUUUAUUUAGCUGUACGUACCUGCGUCUUGGGUUCACCGUUUCAGUUACAUAAAUCGAACUGAAGAACCCCGGUUAAACGAAUUUGGAUUACCAAUGAUGGUGUAGACUAGAGAACCGGCUCAGAUUUUCGGUUUGAUUAGCUUCCGGUUCGAUUGCAGUCACUCUGACUCACUUGGGGACUCUCGCGUAACACAGAAAAAAAAAGUGUUUGCUGAAAAUUGAAGGAAAGUAGAGUCAACGAAGAAAGAAGCAGAGAUAGUUUCGUUGUAACUCUAAGAAAAUGGCGAACAGCAAAUACGAGUAUGUGAAGUCAUUUGAAUUGGAGGACGAAGUCAUGCUUCCGAAGUUGAUCGUUGUUCGAAUCGAUGGUCGUGAUUUUCUUAGAUUUUCUCAAGUUCAUGAGUUUGAGAAGCCUAAUGAUGAAACAGCACUCAGUCUGAUGAAUUCGUGUUCAGCUGCUGUUUUGGAAGAGUUCCCCGACAUCAUCUUUGCAUAUGGAUACAGUGACGAAUACAGCUUUGUAUUCAAGAAAACAUCAAGAUUCUACCAGAGACGAGCCAGUAAGAUUUUGUCGUUGGUAGCUUCGUUCUUUGCUGCAGUUUAUGUAGCAAAAUGGAAACAGUUCUUUCCCCAAAAGAAAUUAGAAUAUGCUCCUUCCUUCACUUCUAAAGUUGUUAGUUGUGCUUCAGCAGAGGUUCUUCAAGCUUAUCUCGCUUGGAGACAACAGGACUGUCACGCCAAUAAUCAGUAUGACACUUGUUUUUGGAUGUUAGUUAAAAGUGGAAAGAGCAUAAGUGAAACACAUGAGGUUCUAAAGGAUACACAAAAACAGCAGAAAAAUGAGCUUCUGUUCCAGAAUUUUGGUAUCAACUACAAAACGCUUCCUGAAUUGUUUCGCCAAGGAUCUUGUCUUUUCAAGAAAAAGGUGGAAGAAACUGUAAAGCAUGAUGAGAAUGGCAAUCCUGUAAAAAGAUUGAGAAGAAAGGCUGUUCUUGUACAUUCUGAGAAUAUUGCCGGAAGAAACUUUUGGAAUGAGCAGCCCUCCCUAUAUAAUGAUCUUGGCCACUUCACAAAAGACAUUGGAAAAACUGAACCAGAGUUUAUUAGGUCGUUUCAGUUUGAGAACAAAUUGUUACCUUUAACAUGGGUUGUAGUUAGGAUUGAUGGCUGUCAUUUUCACAGAUUUUCUGACGUUCAUGAAUUUGAGAAGCCAAAUGAUGAGCAAGCGCUGAAACUUAUGAAUUCAUGUGCAGUGGCUGUUCUCAAGGAGUUUGAGGAUAUUCACUUUGCCUAUGGUGUCAGUGAUGAGUACAGCUUCGUUUUGAAGAAAGAAUCUGAGCUCUACAAAAGACAAUCCAGUAAGAUAAUAUCUGCUAUCACAUCCUUCUUUACAUCCACAUAUGUUUUACAAUGGGGAGAGUUUUUCCCUCACAAAGAAAUGAAGUACCCUCCAUCAUUCGAUGGACGAGCUGUAUGCUAUCCAACAUACAAUAUUCUAUUGGAUUAUCUGGCAUGGAGACAAGUUGACUGCCACAUCAAUAAUCAGUACAAUACAUGUUUCUGGAUGCUUGUUAAGUCUGGAAAAACCAAAACUCAAUCCCAAGAUUACUUAAAGGGUACCCAAACACGAGAGAAAAAUGAGCUGCUUAGCUGUCAAUUUGGAAUUGAGUACAACUCAUUACCUCUAAUCUUCCGAAUGGGUUCUUCGGUUUUCCACCUAAAGGAAGCUGUUGCAGUCGAGAGUGGAGAAGUAUCAGGGAAGAAACUGAAAGGAGAAGUGGUGGUACAUCAUUGCAACAUCAUCGAACGCUGUUUCUGGGAAGAACACCCUCACAUUCUGAGCUUACUUAACUCUCACAAAACAGCUACAUUUUAGUAUUUUGCUUCACGUGUAAAACUAAUUUUAUUGCAAAUUCCAAUCUCCAAUUCAUUACAACUUAUGAACAAUUGUUCAACUUUUCUUUUGCCACACAUGCGUUAUAUGAGCUCAAACCUCAGUUUACAAA
Molecule: messenger RNA, 2084 nt
Organism: Capsella rubella
Lineage: Eukaryota; Viridiplantae; Streptophyta; Magnoliopsida; Brassicales; Brassicaceae
Product: tRNA(His) guanylyltransferase 1
Exons: 13
Coding region: 359-1954 (531 amino acids)
Biological process (GO): tRNA modification
Molecular function (GO): magnesium ion binding; tRNA guanylyltransferase activity
Source: RefSeq, a predicted model, not a curated record